Messenger RNA from Racocetra fulgida, 226 nucleotides. The record is from the annotation of a GenBank genome assembly. Lineage: Eukaryota; Fungi; Glomeromycota; Glomeromycetes; Diversisporales; Gigasporaceae.
CUUUUACAGAGCGCCUUUCUAGCAAAUAUUGGAGCAAAUUAUCGCCCAGAUCAACUAAUUUUUAUUGACGAAGCUGCUAAGGAUAAUCGUAGCUUAAAUAAGUGUUAUGGCUAUACACCUAUAAAUGUUCGUGCACGCAAGAAGACCAUUUUCAUUUAUGGAAAAAGAUAUACAAUCUUACCUGCUCUUUCGUUAGAUGGUCUCUUGGCAGUAGAUAUUAUGGAAG